Molecule: messenger RNA, 1863 nt
Organism: Pestalotiopsis fici W106-1
Lineage: Eukaryota; Fungi; Ascomycota; Sordariomycetes; Amphisphaeriales; Sporocadaceae
Exons: 2
Coding region: 1-1863 (620 amino acids)
Biological process (GO): SRP-dependent cotranslational protein targeting to membrane
Cellular component (GO): signal recognition particle, endoplasmic reticulum targeting
Molecular function (GO): signal recognition particle binding; 7S RNA binding; endoplasmic reticulum signal sequence receptor activity
Source: RefSeq, a predicted model, not a curated record
AUGGACAUCACCAACUUCGUCGUGUCCGCCAGGAACCAGGCGCUCCUCUACGGAGAUUACUCCACCUACCACAAGCAACUGGCGAAGAAGCUUUUGAGCUGUCGUAAGAGACUGAAUAUCUCAGUAAAGAGCCGUGGAAAGUUCAACAAGAAGGGCGACUACAGCGAAGUCACCUCUGAGCGCAUUGCCGAGGAUCAUGCCUACCUACACCUCAUCCUGCUAACAGCUGAGCGCGACUGGGCCCACGCCAUGGAGCUGAAGGCUGUUCACUCGACAGAUGCCAAGGGCAUCGCCGGCCGGACCCGCAUACACAUCAUCUCAAGACUCAACAAGGCAGCACGCAUCGCCGAUCGUCUUGUCGACUUGUUGUCCGCCAGCAGUGCCACGGGCGCCAAUAAUGUUGACCAGCUCGAAGCCAAGGCUUACGCCGCCCUGCUCAGGGGCGCUGAGAAUUUUGAGAGACACAACUGGGAGCAAUGUUUAAAGAGUUACGCGGUUGCGCGCAUAAUAUAUAGCGCCCUGAGCUCGGUCAAGAGUCCCGACACAGUCAAGGACUUACUAUCCGAGACCAUCGAUCCAUCCAUCCGUUACGCUGCCUAUCAGCUCAAGAUUCCCCGGACACAAGCCAUCCCGACAAUUGCCAGGAAGGCUUUCCCAUCAGAUAGCGCACUGACAGAGCAAGUCAACACACUGGACUCGUCCCUACUGAAGCAGAGUGGUGCAGAUGCGCAGAAGGAUCAGGCUGGUGCUUCGAGCGCACCGCAGACAAUCGAUUGGAGAUCGAGAAAGGUCAAAAUUGAGGAUGCUGCUAUUGCUGUGGCUCUCGCAUCAACCGAAGCUGCGACCGCGCGACUCGCCGAAAGACUGGCUUCGUCUGAUGUCGUCCUACCCAAGGAAAUGGCUGCAGCUUACGACGAAGUUCUCAUUGCCAGUCAAGAUGCUGCAGAUGUGACCAAACAUGCAAUUGACGAGUUGAAGGAAGAAGGUGUGUCGCAAAACGACCCGCGGACACAAAGCCUGCAAAUCACUAGAACGGCGGUCAACUACCAAAUGAUCAGCUGGAGAAUCGGACGUAACCGUGUAUUGAGCGGUGACCAUGAUGGCGCUUUGCUGGAUUCUGCGCCCAACACGACCCGGAAGGCCAAGAAAGAGACAGAAAAGGAGGCAAGUGCUAAAAAACCAAAGCACGAAGCGCCGGGUCGACAGAUUGCCCGCCUCAAGGAAAAGGUCGUUCUGUACGACGCAACACUGCAGAGUCUGGAUUCCAUCAAAGAACUACCUGGUGUCGCUGCAGACGAAGAUCUCCAGAAACAGCUAGAUGCGACCUACAAGUACUUUCAUGCUCUAAAAUCCCUGUCCAUAGCCCGGUCUCAUUCGCUUGCAGGAAAUUCUGUCAAUGCAUUGGCCCUGAUCAAGUUUGCGCUCAAUGAGUGCGAGCUCUCGGCGGCAGUCUUGGCCGAUCAAAUGUCAACCGCGGAAGAUGGAGCACCACUGAAUAUCGAAGUUCGCAACAGUGAUGUGCAAUUCUUGUCCAACCUGUUGAAGGGUGAAUUACAGCGCAGCCGGGCGCUUGUUGAGAUCGACAACAUCAAGGCGAAAUCGCAGUCUACAGGGGCCAAGUCAAACCCUCCUCUGGUACACCGACUGUUUGAGUAUCCGGCCGAAGGUGCUGAUUUGGAAAACUUGGUUUCUUAUCCACCAAAGAUGGAGCCAAUUCCUGUCAAGCCUCUGUUCUUUGAUGUUGCCUGGAACUACAUUGAUUACCCAGGCCAGGCACCUGCUGCCGCUCCAAAACAGGAAGCACAAGAAACAGAGCAAGCAACUCCAAAGAAGAAGGGAUGGUUUGGCUUUGGUCGUGGCUAA